Molecule: messenger RNA, 2688 nt
Organism: Myotis davidii
Lineage: Eukaryota; Metazoa; Chordata; Mammalia; Chiroptera; Vespertilionidae
Product: gap junction beta-4 protein
Exons: 2
Coding region: 1384-2187 (267 amino acids)
Biological process (GO): cell communication
Cellular component (GO): connexin complex
Molecular function (GO): gap junction channel activity
Source: RefSeq, a predicted model, not a curated record
AUCCUCUCCCCCCAGAAAGGGUGCCCAGCACUCCUAGGGGUCAUGCUGCCUGCUCAUGCCUUUAACUUCCGCUGCAGGUUUAGACCUGCAGAGAGAAUGCAUCUUAGAAUGUGGGGAGCGGCGUUGAGCCGUCGGAAGUUUAGGACUUGAGUCGGAACGCUUGCAUUCCAGCCCAGGUUUCAUCGGGACUCUGGGAAAGUGACUUCGGCUCCUCUCCAAAUGCGUUAACGUACCUGUGGGCUGAUGAGCUCAUGGUUGUGCAUGGGGUUAGCCGGCUGUAAAAGGCCACAUAAAUGCUAAUCAUUGGGAUUAGGGUGCGCUGGAUAAAUGCUUGUGGGAAAUGAGGCCCAGCCCCUCCCUGGCUACACAUUAACCUUCACUGCCCUGAGGGCCCUCUGCAGUCCCACUGGGUCCCACACCGGCUUCCCCGGAGGCCUGGCCACAGAGGACUGACAGUUGGGGUAUGUCAUGCUGCCAACCUGCACUCCUUGUCUCCACCAGGGCAGUGGGUUCCCUCGACUAGAACACAGUCAGCCCCUCCCACAUCCCCUACAUGCCUUACCAGCAGCCCAAGCUCUAGUCCCUAAAAAUGCCCCGACCCGGGUAGGAUGCUGAAUCAAGAUUGCCCCUUUCCAUAGAUGUCAGCUGCUGAGGACUUCAGAACCAGCCUCCUACAGACAGGGGCUGGAGAGAGGCCUGGGGACAAGGGGCAAUGAAGCAACAAAAAGUGGACAGGAGCAAUGCCAUUAUUGCUGGCCCGGGAGAAUGAGGAUACCAGGCAGGCUAUUGCCCCCCCAACCCCGCCCCUCACUGCAGUCUCACCCACAUACCUGCCAGACCAGGUAGCUCGACCCAGCCAUGCCCAGCCAGGCUGGAGAAGGCGUGGGCCAGGAGCAAAGAGCCACAGGUGUUUGCUCUGAAUAUGUGCCCGGGGAAGUCCGCCAGCCUGCCUGCCCACCCGCUCACUCUCCUUGGCUCAUUGGCUCAGAAAGCCCCACCCAGCAGGGCAGUAAAGAUCAAAAGCUGCCUCUGGGAGGCCCUCAGGCAGACGGGGCCAGACCAGGGACUGGAGAGAGGCUCCGGGACCAAAGAAAGAAUAAAAUAUCCCCUGAUCUUGGAACUGGAAGACAGAAGUUCAAGACCAGCUCUGCCACUUCCAGCUGUGAGGCCUCGUGCCUCUCUGGGCCUUGGCCUGCUCCCUGUGAAAUGGGGACAGUGGCAAUCCCUACCCCGCCAAGUCAUUGCGAGUGAGGACAUGAUGACACAGUGGUUGUGAAACAGUUUGGCCGAUCACAUCUCUAAUAAAGGGCACCCAUUUCCAGGUUCUCCCCGGCCUGCGCGGGUGCACGCAGGUGUGCACCGUCCGCCUGAGGAACCACCAGCAUGAACUGGGCAUCCCUGCAGGGCCUCCUGAGUGGGGUCAACAAGUACUCCACGGCGCUCGGCCGCAUCUGGCUGUCGGUGGUGUUCAUCUUCCGGGUGCUGGUGUUCGUGGUGGCGGCGGAGGACGUGUGGGACGAUGAGCAGAAGGACUUCGUCUGCAACACCAAGCAGCCGGGCUGCCCAAACGUCUGCUAUGACGAGUUCUUCCCCGUGUCCCACGUGCGCCUCUGGGCCCUGCAGCUCAUCCUGGUCACGUGCCCCUCGCUGCUGGUGGUCAUGCACGUGGCCUACCGGGAGGAGCGGGAGCGGAGGCACCGCCUGAAGCACGGGCCCAACGCCCCGUCCCUGUAUGACAAUCCAAGCAAGAAGCGGGGUGGGCUCUGGUGGACGUACUUGCUGAGCCUCAUCUUCAAGGCCGCCGUGGACUCCGGCUUCCUCUACACCUUCCACCGCCUCUACCAGGGGCAUUACGACAUGCCCCGCGUGGUGGCCUGCUCCCAGGCGCCCUGCCCCCACACUGUGGACUGCUACAUCUCCCGACCCACGGAGAAGAGGGUCUUCACCUACUUCAUGGUGGCCACAGCUGUCAUCUGCAUCCUGCUCAACCUCAGUGAGGUCGCCUACCUGGUGGGCAAGAGGUGCCUGGAGAUCGUGGGCCCCAGGCGCCAUCGGUCUCGGCGCCGGAGUCGCCUGCAUGAUUCGUGCCCCCCAUAUGCCCUCUCCCAGGGAGAUCACCCCCAAGAUGGGAACUCUGUCCUCAUGAAGGCCAGCUCGGCCGAGGUGGAUGCAGGUGGGUAUCCGUAACCUGUGAGGUUGGCAACUGGGACCGCCAUGUCCCCCACCUGCUCCCUGAGGCCACACAGGGCAGUGGCACUUUCUGCAGCAAGGCAUGCGAGGAAGGGGACUGUGGGGCUCCGGAAGCCCACCCGGAGGCCAGUACUGGGGAGCAGUUCUGUCUCAGGGUCCUGAUCCCCAGGGGAAGAAGGUUUAAUGGUAGGCAUUUUAUAUAUGGCAAUAGGGGAUGUCAAAACCCUUAAUAAAUAUGAUUUUCUCAGUACCUUGCAGGCCAGGUGGGGAGUGAUGGGUAGGAGAGCAGGGGGGUCACAAGGACCUUGGAGAGGAGGCCAGGACCACUCACGGGCACCUGAGCCUGGGAACCUCAGAUCCUGGUUCAGCCACCACCCACCUCACACACACACACACACACACACACACACACACACACAGUGUGCCCCCAGGACAUGGUGGGGAAUACCCAAAGGCAGAGACUUUUCCAGGGGUUUCUGGACUCUGCAACCAGCUGGC